Molecule: messenger RNA, 925 nt
Organism: Ochotona curzoniae (black-lipped pika)
Lineage: Eukaryota; Metazoa; Chordata; Mammalia; Lagomorpha; Ochotonidae
Gene: TSSK6
Product: testis specific serine kinase 6
Exons: 1
Coding region: 104-925 (273 amino acids)
Biological process (GO): microtubule cytoskeleton organization; intracellular signal transduction; protein phosphorylation
Cellular component (GO): cytoplasm
Molecular function (GO): ATP binding; protein serine/threonine kinase activity; tau-protein kinase activity
Source: RefSeq, a predicted model, not a curated record
ACAUGGGGGUGCGGGGGUGCAGGUGCCCAGCGUCAUGGGUUAGGUCCGAGCUCGGCGUCCCCGGCUCUCCGCCCCGCGCGCCCCGGCUCGGUGGGGUGCCACCAUGUCGGGCGACAAACUGCUGAGCGAACUGGGCUAUAAGCUGGGGCGCACCAUCGGCGAGGGCAGCUACUCCAAGGUCAAGGUGGCCACGUCCAAGAAGUACAAGGGCACGGUGGCCAUCAAGGUGGUGGACCGGCGGCGCGCGCCGCCCGACUUCGUCAACAAGUUCCUGCCGCGCGAGCUGUCCAUCCUGCGCGGCGUGCGCCACCCGCACAUCGUGCACGUCUUCGAGUUCAUCGAGGUGUGCAACGGCAAGCUGUACAUCGUCAUGGAGGCCGCGGCCACCGACCUGCUGCAGGCCGUGCAGCGCAGCGGCCGCAUGCCCGGGCCGCAGGCGCGCGAGCUCUUCGCGCAGAUCGCCGGCGCCGUGCGCUACCUGCACGACCACCACCUCGUGCACCGCGACCUCAAGUGCGAGAACGUGCUGCUGAGCCCGGACGAGCGGCGCGUCAAGCUCACCGACUUCGGCUUCGGCCGCCAGGCGCACGGCUACCCGGACCUCAGCACCACCUACUGCGGCUCGGCGGCCUACGCCUCGCCCGAGGUGCUGCUCGGCAUCCCCUACGACCCCAAGAAGUACGACGUGUGGAGCCUGGGCGUCGUGCUCUACGUCAUGGUCACCGGCUGCAUGCCCUUCGACGACUCGGACAUCGCCGGCCUGCCGCGCCGCCAGAAGCGCGGCGUGCUCUACCCCGACGGCCUCGAGCUGCCGGAGCGCUGCAAGGCGCUCAUCGCCGAGCUGCUGCAGUUCAGCCCGUCGGCGCGGCCCUCGGCCGGGCAGGUGGCCCGCAACGGCUGGCUGCGCUCGGGGGACUCGGGGUAG